Syzygium oleosum is the source of this 920-nucleotide messenger RNA. RefSeq names its product protein GLUTAMINE DUMPER 2. Bases 174 to 692 code for a protein of 172 amino acids. Lineage: Eukaryota; Viridiplantae; Streptophyta; Magnoliopsida; Myrtales; Myrtaceae. The record is from RefSeq and is a predicted model, not a curated record. Gene Ontology annotation, biological process: regulation of amino acid export. The transcript has a single exon.
UCCCUUUCUCAUUCCCAUCCCAAUUUCCUGCGUAUUAUAGACUUUCGCCUUCGCUUUUUCUCCCUGCCUCUCAUCUCCGCAGCUCAUACCAUCCCAUCUCAUCAUUUGAUCUCAAAGACGAGAGAAAGAGGGAAAGAAUUUGAACAAGGAAAAGAAAAUCAAGAGGGAAAGAAAUGGAAGCUGCGACUGCGAGAGGCCACCCGACGACUAUGGCGACGACCACGCCGUCGCCGGCGGCCGCGCAAAGGUCGCCGUGGCAUUCUCCGGUGCCGUACCUCUUCGGGGGCCUGGCGGCGAUGCUGGGUCUCAUCGCUUUCGCGCUUCUCAUCCUUGCAUGUUCCUACUGGAAGCUCUCGGGUUACUUGGAAGGCAACGGCGAGGGAGGAGACAGAGACAUUGAGGCCGGCGAGGCCAAGAACGACGAGGAUGACGAGACGAAGAAGAAGAAAGAGGCGGCUUUUGAAGAGAAGAUACUGGUGAUAAUGGCGGGUCAGGUGAAGCCGACCUUCUUGGCCACGCCCGUGGCUAGUAGUGCCAGCACGAGCAGGUCGUCGUCUUUCGGCGACAACUCCAACACGACCACCAGCAGUUGCAGCUGCAACGACUGUGACAAUAACAAGAGUGAGAGAUUGGAGGCUGAGGCUGAGAUGGUGAAGCAGGGGACGCAAGAAACCCCACAUCACACCACUUAAACUAUUGAUCUCUCUCUCUCUCUCUCUCUCUCUCUCUCUCUCUCUGUGAGAGAGAUGAUUUGAGAAAGGCGUAUCUUGUUUUACUUUUUCGCUUUUUUGGGUUUCAACCCAUUUUCUUGUGGGUUCUUUCUUGAUCCUCGGCCUUGUUUCGGUUUCUCUUUUCAAAUUCGGGAAAUGUAAAUACUCACAAGAGAUUUGAAGAAUGAAAGAACUCACUAUUAGUCGUUC